AUGAAAAAAAGAGACAGUUUAAGUGGGCAAAUUCAGUGUUUUUAUGAGAAAUCUGAGCAAGAAAAGCCACAUUUUGCAUCAUCAAGCGUUGCACAUUUGUUUUUACGUAGUUUUUUGCCACAUAUUGCAGUCCUUUCUUCAGAAGAUGCAGAUGGAGUUGCGAUAGCAAAAGGAUAUAAAUGUCUGACAGAGAUGCUAUCAUUGUUUGGAGAAGAUGAAUCAGAUGAAUUGGUUGAGAAUUCAUUGAUGGGUAUCCGUUUUAUGCCUCUGGAAAGACCGGCAAGUUCUUUUGAAGGCCAGCUUGGGUGGAUAGAGGAGUGUAUUGCUUAUCAUAUGAAUUUUUUAGAGCAAAAUAUGCAAAAUAAAGGAGAAGAGUCUUUCCAUGGAUCUGAUACAGUAAAAGGAGAUUUAGUAGAAACAGUUGCAAGUUUGAAGCCAUUAGAUGUAGAGAUUAAAAAAGAUAUUUCAAUAGAUGCAUCAGUCAAGAAAUUAGAAGAUAAAAUAUUGUUUAAGGCAUCUGAUUCAUCAGGACUUCUAAAUAAAGUAUUAGAUGAAAACUUUACUGAAUGCUUAGCACAAUUAGAUAUCCUUGCUGAAGAGACGUCUUCACCGAAUAUAUCAUUGGAGGAUCUUGAGUUGAAAAAGACACUUGAAAGUGAUUUAAAGUCGAAAAAAGCCGCUUUUUGGGGAGAUGUUCCACUAAAAACAUCACUUAGAGACUCGUCUCUUGAUUUAUCAUCUGCUUUUGAUCUUUAUUUCCGGUUGUUGACCUUUCUUCCUCCUUCUGCACAUGAAUCUUUUAGUCAUCCUGUUGCCUGUAUUUUUGCAGUCUCAUCUUAUAGUCCAGCACCACUUAAGGCACUUGAGUUGCUUUUAGAACAACGAUCGCAUAUGUCUCUUCCAUCGUACAUUGAUCUUAGUUAUUUACAGAUAUAUCUUUUUAUACAUGACGAUGCUCAUGAUUUUGAAAAGUCAUUACAGGUUUUUCAAACUAUUCAACGGACUUUUGGAGCACAUGCUUAUCUUAUUAAAUUGUCUUCAGUAGAGAAAGUAUUGAAAGAACCACAAUAUAUGCAAAUUUUGGAACAAAAAAGUUUUUGGAAUAUGCCUUUUAAUAUACCUGAAGAUACUCAAUAUUUAUUUCGUGAUUAUAUUAACUUUUCUAAUCAAUAUCAUGGUUUGUCGAACGAAGACAUGUCUUCUAUUCGUGCAUUUGUAAAAGAAUUAAUUUCUCGAAGCAUCCUUCCUGUCAUGAAAUGCUCAGUUGAUAUUUGGAAUGAGCAACUUGUUGUUCCUCGUAAAGGAUUCUCUGGAAGAUUUUUUAAUAUCUCUAAACGUUAUUUUGGUGCAGGAAUAGCUCGUAACACAGCAUCUUUACAUCAGAAUGGUAAUUACGAUAUUACUACGUCGUCCUAUCCCCCAUCUUCUCCUGAAGCACAAUUAAGAAAGCUUGCUGACUAUGCUUUUAUGCUUCAUGAUUGGAAAUUCGCACAAUCUAUUUAUGAACUUCUUAAGAAAGACUUUUUUGACGAUAAUGCGUGGAAAUACUAUGCAGGUGCACAUGAAAUGUCGACAUUUUGUUUACUCUUACUUCCUAUGCAUUCAACAAAAAUUAAAAUUGAAACGAUUGAUUCUAUGUUGGAUACUUCUCUAUACUCAUAUCUUUCACAAUGCUCUUCACCUUUUUUUGCCUUACGUUGUAUUAUAUUUGCUUCAGAACUCAUGGCUUUGCGAUCUAAUAAAGCAAAAAAUGACGCUGCUAGGUGGCUUAUAAAGAUUCUUGAAUCUGGUAUUGUUGGAAAUGUCGUCGGUACACUCUUGACAGAACGGAUUGCAACAUAUUUUGCGUCAGUAGAAACACAUGGAGCCCUUAAAUAUGGUUCUCGUUACAAAAAAGCCGCUUUCUGGAAGGUACUCGCUGCCGAAGCCUGGCUACGUAUUGGAAAAAAAUAUCUUGCUCAGCAAUCACUCGAGGACGCAAUGAUAGUAUAUCAAAAUACACAGUGGCCUGGAAUAAAGGCAUUCAUGGAUACCUUGCUGCAGGCGGCACAUACUUAA
Pneumocystis jirovecii RU7 is the source of this 2058-nucleotide messenger RNA. RefSeq lists its product as uncharacterized. Gene Ontology annotation, biological process: endoplasmic reticulum to Golgi vesicle-mediated transport; protein localization to phagophore assembly site. The record is from RefSeq and is a predicted model, not a curated record. Gene Ontology annotation, cellular component: phagophore assembly site; cytoplasmic vesicle; TRAPPIII protein complex. NCBI's taxonomy places the organism in Eukaryota, Fungi, Ascomycota, Pneumocystomycetes, Pneumocystales, Pneumocystaceae. The coding region runs from base 1 to 2058 and encodes 685 amino acids. The transcript has 4 exons.